UGGAGUCCUAAAAUUGCAAUUUUCUCCACUUUAAGAAGUCAGAUACCUCACACCUAUGGCCUCCGCCGUUGUCGCCGUACCGGCGAUGGCCGCGGCCACCACCACCGCCAUCUUCUCACCGUCUCUACCAUCCCUUCUUCGCUCCCACCUCACCUGUGGCCAUCGAGCUGCCACCACGACGACGGUAACAUUCUCCUCCCGCCGCUUCCGUGAUGUAAACCCUAGCCAUAAACGCUCCCGAGGCAAGGCCACCCUGGCCCCCGCAACCGACGAAGGCUUUGGCGUCCUCGAGGCGGAGCUCUGGCGCCUCCGCCGGCGUGUGGAGCUGCGGCUCCACCGUCUGGCAUUCGAGGCCGACGAGGCCUACCGCGACCUUCGCUACGCGGUGCGCGACGUCGGCGGGGACCGCGUGGUCAUCACCUUCCGCCGUUCGUCGUUGCGCUUCGCCGCCGGUGCGCUCCUCUGCUCGCUCGCCUUCGCCGUCGCGGCUCGAGCGCUGCUGUGGAUGGUCUUACGGGCAUGGUGGCGUCGGGGUUUGGGGAGGGGAUGGUGGGGUGGACGGGGUGGCGGCAGGGCGGUUGUGUGGCGGAGGGACCGCAGCCUUGGAGGGAAGGAGGUGGUGGUUGCUGUUUCAUCUUCAAGUGUGGCUCCAGCUCCGACUAGCCAUGUCCAAGAGCCAGCAAGGGUGGUCAGGAGGAGGGAACCGCAAGCAAAGGUUCCGGAUUGGUGGCCGGAGGUGGGAGUGACAAUUGUAGAACCAAGGCUAGAGAUGGAGAAGAGGCUGGCCAACAGAUUGGUCCGAGCAAUAAUUGAUAAUAGAAUCACGGGGAGGGAUUACAGAUAUGAUGAUGCAAUUCAACUUAGGCAAUUAUGCAAGAUAUCUGGCAUAAAGGUCUCCUUUGACACUGAGAAUGCUCGUAAUUCUUUCUACAGAGCAGCAGUAAACUUUGUUCUAGAUGAUUGCAGCAGAGCAGCACAGGAUGUUGGAGCAGUACAAGUUAAUGGUGAGAAUCCAAGGGAUUUUCUUGCUGGUCUUGCUACCAAUAUUGGAUUGGACAAGUCUCAUGCUGCCACUCUUGUACGUGCUUCAGUUGCUGCUCGGACACGUACAUGUUUCUUACAAUGCUGGGCCCUUGAGAUUCAAGGAAAACGACAAGAAGCACUGGAUGAGCUUUUGAAGAUUUGUGGAAUUCAUAACAUGUUUCCUCCUGAGGACAAUUCUGCAGAGAUAGAAAUGGUGGCUGCUGGACUCGAAAAGAAUUUGCAAGUUGCUGAGAGGGUUCACCUUCUAACUUUAUUCCAGAGCGCUUGUACUACUGGUAACAUCAAAACAGCUGCAGAGGCUCUUGGCCUGAGUUUGCCAGAUGAAUGAGAAUGCAGCAGAAGGAUUAGUUUUGUCCAAAAAUUUCUAGUUCGAACUGCCAACUCCCAUAUAUCAAUCACAGAUGAAGGCUUGAAGCCCCCAAGUCCCCAACACAACACAAUUUAUGGUUGAGGCCCUGUUUGGGAAGGGCGUGUUAAAAUUUAACAGGGUGUUAAACUUUAACACCCUCAAAUAAAGGUGUUAAACUUUAGUAUCUUGAGGUGUU
This is a messenger RNA of Setaria italica (foxtail millet), 1589 nucleotides long. RefSeq lists its product as uncharacterized. The transcript has 7 exons. Bases 56 to 1372 code for a protein of 438 amino acids. Lineage: Eukaryota; Viridiplantae; Streptophyta; Magnoliopsida; Poales; Poaceae. The record is from RefSeq and is a predicted model, not a curated record.